AUCCGAGACGGUGACGGUUUCAAGGCACCCGAACAUCGCAGGAGGAAAACAAAGCCGGGGAAUUCGAGACAUCAGUUAUUUGAAGUCUUUGAUACGCAAUAUCUGAACAUUUAUCACCAUACUUGUGCCUUUGGUCGAUUAGUUUUUCGUUUUGAACAUUUCGAUUGCGUUUUCAGAGGUUGUUUAUCAGUGGUAAGGGGGACUUGAAACCGCCCUUGCCCCAUUUCCUCGGUUGUUUUGCUUUUUUUCGCCUGGAUUCUCCAUGUUGGAGCAAUAGCGAGGUCUUUCACAGUGUCACUAGCAAGGAGAGCUACCGUUCAAUUACUUUUUAUACAAGCUUUUACAUGUAUGCGUCGUAAAAGGUAGCUAGUAUUUCGCAACAGAAACAGCUAAUCUACACUAUUCUUCUUUUGCAACUUGGAGGACGCAAAAGAAAACAAUUUGCUUCUUUGGAUUAUACCGAAAGAAGAAGACCACAACGGCUUGCCCCAAGCGUGAGAGCUAACAGCUAGCAAGCUGAAUGUUGGAAGUGCCUGUGACUGGGGGGAACGGAUUGGCUUUAGAGGGGCUGCGCAUUUGUUAGAUGGAAAGUUCUAUCAUCACUCAAGUGCAAAAAGAAGAUACUCAGCUACCGUCCAAGACAGGCCAGGUGAGCAAAUCUUCUCCCAAAAAGCCUCGGAGCCGGAAUAUCUUCAAGGCGCUCUUCUGUUGCCUCCGAGCACAGGAUGUCCCCCAGUCUCCUGCCCCGUCCCAGGACACCUUGCUGCCUCCUGAGGACAAUGGGACCAUCGCCAAGUAUGAUCUGCUUCAAACUCUUCGCUACCAGUAUCAUCAAAUCCCAGGGACCAGCCUGCUCCCCGAGGUGAUCCCUCAGGACCAGGGCAAGAUCUGCGUGGUCAUCGACCUGGACGAGACACUGGUGCACAGUUCCUUCAAGCCAAUCAGUAAUGCUGAUUUCAUCGUACCUGUGGAGAUUGAGGGGACGACGCACCAGGUCUACGUUCUGAAGAGACCCCACGUAGAUGAGUUUCUGCAGAGGAUGGGGGAGCUGUUUGAGUGUGUCCUUUUCACUGCCAGUCUAGCCAAGUAUGCAGAUCCGGUGACGGACCUGCUGGACCAGUGCGGGGUGUUCCGGGCUCGUCUGUUCCGGGAGUCCUGCGUCUUCCACCAGGGCUGCUACGUCAAGGACCUGAGCCGUCUGGGCCGGCAGCUCAACAAGAUCCUCAUCCUGGACAACUCGCCCGCCUCCUACAUCUUCCACCCUGAGAAUGCUGUGCCUGUGGUGUCCUGGUUUGACGACCUAGAGGACACGGAACUGCUGAACCUGCUGCCCGUCUUCGAGGAGCUGAGUGAAGUGGAUGACGUCUAUGCCAAACUCAAGCAGCUGCGCGCGCCCUGAUCCAACCGCCACCACCAUGCGCCGCGCCACUCACGCGCUGCACCCCUCUCACUCGUCUGAAUGAUGCCUGCUCCCCUACCCUACACUCCUACACACACACACACACACACACACACACACACACACACACACACACACACACAGCAUUAAGGGAUCACAAAACGGUUAGUUCAUUUACAAGUAGGGUACACACCCCUCACCCCCAACACCAACACACAGUUCCAGCAACAGAAACCAUCGGACAGACUGCCACUCUAAGCAAAGAGCACUGCACAUACACACCAAAAAAAUGAACACACACACACAUACACACACACACAUUUAUAUCAUCACCUUAUAGCCUCUUCUUCUCCUUCUCCUCCUCCUCCUUCAAAAGGACCUUUGAUUCAUAGCACUAAUCCACAACACCUCUUAUACCCCCUUCAUUUGUGACUGUAUGACUGUAUGAACGUGACCCAAGGCAAAAAAAAAAAGAAAUGAAAAGAACUCUCUCAGCAGAACUUAAAACUCCACAAGUCCUCCUGCUUUCCUUUCCUUUCCUUUCCGUUCAGGAAACGCACACAGCCCCUAAGUACCGUAAUAACCCUCACGCUGAUAUGCGCCGCUCGGCAAACUCAGCAACUUCAUUGGUUAAUAAAAAAGAGACUUCCUGUUAGACAACAAAGCAAAACAAACACGAGAAGUACUGCUCUAGUUUCCGUGGAAGAGUUAUCUCCAGGAGACUGGCGACCCUACUACAUGCUGAACCACACCGGGGCCCACUUGCGACCCAAGCCAAGCCACGACAAGACACAGGGUCCCGCGGCCACUCCUCUAUUCGGGAGCUUGGAGUCACCAUCAUCGUGCCUUUUACCAAGAGAAAGAGGACGAUUUCUUUUUUUUUUUUUUUUAAGGAAAGAAGACGAUAAAAAAAGCUUUGUUCCUCAAGGAGAUGGUUGUUCUUUUUCAAUUGUUUUCUUUUUUUUCUAUAUACGUUUUCUAAAUGUCUUUUCGAUGUUUCUCUGUGUUUAAAAAAAUAUAUAGAUAACUUUUUGUAUGUUUUUUUUCUGAUGUUGAGGAAGAACAGCCAUACAAUUGAUAGCCUCUCUUCCUGGCAGUACCUGUCUGAGUGGAAAAAAAAGCUCAACAGGCAUUCGCCAGUGGUGACAACAUCCUCAGCCAAUAGGGACCAUUGCAAUCAGUUCCCAUGAAAACAGGCCACACCUCCCAUGUGUAUUUGGUAGUCAUCAUGCCUUUCAGUUUGCCCUCGUAUGCAAAUUUGCCUGUCACAACUCCUUCAAUCCAGUCACUCAUUCACCCAUGUUUUUUUAUGGCCUUCCUUCAAUUGAAUUCUCUCUUCUUUGUAGGCCUUAAUUAGUAUGAGCUACUACUGGGAAUUUAGACUUAAAUUUGCCAUUGGCACAUUUGCAACCUGCAGUAUUUCGAGUGUCUGCCAAAUAAAUGGCUGUGCUAGCAUUUGUGAUUUUUAUUUUGGGGGUCGGGGUUAGAUGUUUUGUUUUGAACUUUAGUGCUAUGCAUAUGGGUGUUUUUUCCACCACCCAAAGCCCAUUAUACCAAACGUUCAUUUUCUUCAUUUUUUUACUGCCACUUUCUACCAAGUCAGCAUUUAAGCGUUAAGUAUUGGGUACCGGUAUUUGGAAAAGAUGAGCAACCAUACAGAAAAAAAAAAUUCAAAGUGUUUUGAGCUGAGAAAAAUGGGUUUUCUCGUAAUAGCACAGAAAAGCAAAGGACCUUCUUGGAGCUCUCCCUGUAUGGAGAGCUUGCCUGGUAAAGAUUGGUGGAUGUAUGACCAGUGUGUCAGUUUGGUAGUAUGUUAAUAUGCGUGCAAAAUCACAUCUGCUGCAUUCUCUUGUCAUUGUUAUGUUCUUAUUCUUUACUUUUGUUAUUUUGCCAAAAGCCUCAAUAUUGUUCUUAACACCCAAAAUGAAGUGCCUUAGCUGUGCACAAUUGGACUAUUUCUCCACUCAUAAAUCGUUUUUUUUCUUUUCUUUUCUUUUCUUCAUCAGAAUUUAGUGUGUAUUUCUGUGGACUUGUACGCUGCAUAUUCAAACAAAUGAAUCGCUCCAUAAAGUAAUUCUUUCCAAAGUGAUAUA
Molecule: messenger RNA, 3492 nt
Organism: Engraulis encrasicolus (European anchovy)
Lineage: Eukaryota; Metazoa; Chordata; Actinopteri; Clupeiformes; Engraulidae
Gene: ctdsp2
Product: CTD (carboxy-terminal domain, RNA polymerase II, polypeptide A) small phosphatase 2
Exons: 8
Coding region: 584-1399 (271 amino acids)
Molecular function (GO): RNA polymerase II CTD heptapeptide repeat phosphatase activity
Source: RefSeq, a predicted model, not a curated record